UUGAAUACGUGACUACUUCACCUGUAUUAUCAAAGUUAUAAACUAAAGGUCAAAUAAAACAGCUGAUCUAUCCGUAUAAAAGGGCAAGCAAUAUUCUUAAAUCAUAUUUCCAUUUUAACAUUUAUACAGAGUGGAGAUCCAGGCUUUAAGCAUACGGGGUGCUUGUAAAGAACUAAACAUGAAGAUGUGGAGUGCUAUAGUUUACACAAUGGCUUGCAUGACCGUUGUAUAUGGAUAUGCAUGCCCCGACGAAGAAGGCGUAUUCUUCCAUGCUGAUGUUGAAUCAGGAUGCCAGACUUUUCAUAGAUGUGAAGGAACUGAAAUGACAACAAUGGCCUGUCCUGCAGGGGAAGCUUUUGAUUAUCAAUCCAAUCAAUGCAAAGACAAGGCUUUAGUCAGCUGCUUAGAAAUCGAUUCAGAUCAUCUUCAUUGGCGCAAGCGUUCAACAGAUCUUAUGGUUCACUCCAUCAAUAGAGAGCACCUUAGGGAGGGAAUGAAAAAAUUAUUUCGAUCCGUUAUUCCUCUAAUUGGUAAAACAGUGAGAGACGUUGCGCCAUCUGUUUAUUCCCAAAUUGAAACAGAUUAUGCUCCAAUGGUCGGAAAAUUCCAAUCUGAGAUGAUGCCGUUCAUCAAAGACAGAGUGCUUCCAAGAGCACAAAAAGCUUUCACUUACGCUAAAAAUAUGGGCGAGAGAAUCUUUGAGAAAAUUCACCAAUCAUACGAGUUGUCCAACUCCACUUACAUUACUAUAGUUUCCUUUUCUGAUAUACUAUCCGAUUUAGCUAGAGAUUUAGAACCCUUAAUGAAGCUUGGAAAGUAUUUAACUGCAAAGCUUGGUCCACAUGGCAGAGCAAAAAGGUCAGUUGAAACUCAGGAAGAGGAAGCAGCUCUUGAUAUGCUUGUAGAAUUCAUGGAACCUUUUUUUAUUGAAUUAAUUCGUUCUUCUCAGGACUUUGUUGGAAAUCAUGUUAACGUUUCUGGUUUAGUCGCUGAUUUAGCUAAGAACGGCUUGAAUUUGACUAAGCUGAAAAAGUAUUUAGCCGCUCAGUCACACAGGCACACAAUAGCAAAACGAUCUGUUGAUGAAGAAGACGAAGAAGAAGUACCUGAUAUGCUGGUCGGAAUUGUAGAACCUGUGUUCGCUAGAGUAAUUGGUACAAUCCAGAAAAUUGCUGGUGGGGAUGGGAACUCAAUAACCAGCAAAAUCAUUCUUCCAGUUAUCUAUGAAAUGGCAGCAGAUCGUGAGACUACUUUCUACCUUAAACAGUUAUUUUGGAACUUAAAGUCUGCAAUUUCACCUAUAAUUUCUGAUAUGCUCAGUCAACAAGACUGGAAUUCUGGUGCAGAAAUCACUGUCAAAAUCCCCAGGGAAGAAGUAUCAGCCGCAUUGUCUAGAUUUCAAAAUCGGGUUAAGCCACUUUUUAAGAAGAUAAUGCGAAGGCAUUCUCAAGGAAUAUUUCAAAGAAUGGCUGAUAACGUCCCACUUCUAUUCGACACAUGGGACAGAUUUGAGCAGACAUCACCAGCACGUUUUGAUAUUCUGAAAGACAGUAUUACUCGCUUUUUCAAUAAGCACUACGAUAUGAUUAGAACAUCAAGCCCAACCCAUUUUUACAGUUACGCUUUAACAGAAAUAUUGAGAGAUUUAAGACCAAUAGAAGUUACAUUAGGACAAUUGUUCUUGGAAUAUAUGAAACUUACACCUAAUUCUUUAUAUCACACUUUUUUCAGUAGGAAUUCAUUAAUUUAUAGGCUUGUUAUGGGAGAAGGUGCUCCUCACUAUGCUGUUCCAAGAUUCUAAUAUUGAUAUUGAAACACAUAGAAUUUAAUCUGUGAUAUCAUUCUGUAUCUCAUAAUUUCAAAAAGCAUUUGGCAGCAUUAUUCAAUAAAAAUAUUAUUUUAACUUCAA
This is a messenger RNA of Parasteatoda tepidariorum (common house spider), 1909 nucleotides long. NCBI's taxonomy places the organism in Eukaryota, Metazoa, Arthropoda, Arachnida, Araneae, Theridiidae. The record is from RefSeq and is a predicted model, not a curated record.